Messenger RNA from Elephantulus edwardii (Cape elephant shrew), 2736 nucleotides. RefSeq names its product potassium voltage-gated channel, Shab-related subfamily, member 2 (gene KCNB2). The transcript has 2 exons. Gene Ontology annotation, molecular function: protein binding; delayed rectifier potassium channel activity. Gene Ontology annotation, biological process: protein homooligomerization; potassium ion transmembrane transport. Gene Ontology annotation, cellular component: membrane; voltage-gated potassium channel complex. Bases 1 to 2736 code for a protein of 911 amino acids. Lineage: Eukaryota; Metazoa; Chordata; Mammalia; Macroscelidea; Macroscelididae. The record is from RefSeq and is a predicted model, not a curated record.
AUGGCAGAAAAAGUAACACCUGGCUUAAACAGGAAGGCUUCCCGGUCAACACUUUCUCUUCCACCAGAACCUGUGGACAUUAUUAGGAGCAAGUCGUGCUCAAGGAGAGUGAAAAUUAACGUGGGUGGCCUCAACCACGAAGUCCUGUGGAGAACACUGGACAGGCUUCCCAGGACGCGCUUGGGGAAGCUUCGAGACUGCAACACCCACGAGAGCCUCUUAGAAGUGUGCGAUGACUACAACCUCAAUGAGAACGAGUAUUUCUUUGACCGGCAUCCGGGAGCUUUCACUUCCAUUUUAAAUUUCUACCGGACAGGGAAACUCCACAUGAUGGAAGAAAUGUGUGCGCUCUCUUUUGGCCAAGAGCUUGAUUACUGGGGCAUUGAUGAGAUCUAUUUAGAGUCCUGCUGCCAAGCCAGAUACCAUCAAAAGAAAGAGCAGAUGAAUGAAGAACUGAGGCGAGAGGCCGAGACUAUGAGGGAACGAGAGGGAGAAGAGUUUGAUAAUACCUGUUGCCCUGAAAAAAGGAAGAAACUGUGGGACUUGCUGGAAAAACCAAACUCCUCAGUGGCUGCAAAGAUUCUGGCCAUCGUCUCUAUCCUGUUCAUCAUACUGUCCACCAUUGCGCUGUCUCUCAACACGCUGCCAGAGCUGCAGGGAGAGGAUAAAUUUGGACAGCCCAAUGACAACCCACAGCUGGCGCACGUGGAAGCCGUGUGCAUCGCCUGGUUCACCAUGGAGUACCUCCUGCGCUUCCUGUCCUCACCCAACAAGUGGAAGUUCUUUAAAGGCCCGUUGAACGUCAUCGACUUGCUGGCCAUCCUGCCCUACUACGUCACCAUUUUCCUCACGGAGUCCAACAGGAACAUGCUGCAGUUCCAGAACGUCAGGCGUGUGGUUCAGAUCUUCCGAAUCAUGCGCAUCCUGCGAAUCCUCAAACUGGCCAGGCAUUCCACUGGCCUCCAAUCCCUGGGCUUCACCCUCAGGCGCAGUUACAACGAACUGGGCCUCCUGAUACUGUUUUUGGCCAUGGGGAUAAUGAUUUUCUCCAGCCUGGUAUUUUUUGCUGAAAAGGACGAAGACGCCACCAAAUUCACCAGUAUCCCUGCCUCCUUUUGGUGGGCCACCAUCACCAUGACGACCGUGGGCUACGGUGACAUUUACCCGAAAACAUUAUUAGGGAAAAUAGUGGGCGGCCUUUGCUGUAUUGCUGGGGUUCUGGUUAUUGCCCUCCCCAUCCCGAUCAUCGUGAACAACUUCUCUGAGUUUUACAAAGAGCAGAAACGCCAGGAGAAGGCAAUCAAGAGGCGAGAGGCUCUGGAGAGGGCAAAAAGGAACGGAAGCAUUGUGUCCAUGAACUUGAAGGAUGCCUUCGCUCGUAGUGUGGAGCUCAUCGAUGUCGCUGUGGAGAAGACGGGGGAUUCUGCCAACACCAAGGACUCCGCGGAUGAUAAUCACUUAUCCCCAAGCCGCUGGAAGUGGGCCAGGAAGGCGCUGUCCGAAACGAGCUCUAACAAGUCCUACGAGAAUAAUUACCAGGAGGUGAGCCAGAAGGACUCCCACGAGCAGCUCAACAACACGUCUUCAUCCAGCCCACAGCACCUGAGCGCGCAGAAGCUGGAGAUGCUGUACAAUGAAAUCACCAAGACGCAGCCUCACUCGCACCCGAACCCCGACUCCCAGGAGCAGUCCGAGAGGCCAUCCGCCUACGAAGAGGAGAUAGAAAUGGAGGAAGUGGUCUGCCCACAGGAGCAGCUGGCCGUGGCCCAGACGGAGGUCAUCAUGGACAUGAAGAGCACGUCCAGCAUCGACAGCUUCACCAGCUGCGCCACUGACUUCACAGAGACUGAGCGGUCACCCCUGCCGCCACCCUCUGCUUCGCACCUGCAGAUGAGGUUCCCAACCGACCUCCCAGGGACAGAAGAGCACCAAAGAGCCAGGGCCCCCCCAUUUCUGACACUAACCCGAGAGAAGGGGCCAGCGGCCAGAGACGCCACUCUGGAAUACGUUCCUAUUGACAUAACUGUGAACCUGGAGGCCAGCGGCUCCCAUUGCGGGCUGCACAGUCCUCUGCAGCCCGACAGUGCCAUGGACAGCCCUAAGAGCUCACUGAAAGGCAGAAACCCGCUGAAGUCCAGGUCCCUCAAAGUGAACUUUAAGGAAAACAGAGGCAGUGCGCCCCAGACCCCGCCCAGCACAGCCAGGCCACUGCCAGUAAGGAUGGCUGACUUUUCGCUCACCACCCCCCAGCACAUCAGCACCAUCCUCUUAGAAGAAAACUCCCCCCAGGGGGACAGGCCUCUGCUGGGUGCUGAGGUUUCAACACCUUGUCAAGGACCUAGCAAAGGGCUGUCCCCUCGGUUUCCCAAGCAAAAACUAUUUCCUUUCUCUUCGCGAGAGAGGAGGAGCUUUACGGAAAUAGACACGGGAGAAGACGAUGACUUCGUGGAGCUUCAAGGGCCAAAGCAGGAAAAGCAGGCAGACCCCAGCCCAAACUGCUUUGCAGAGAAGCCUAGUGGUGGGAGAGACCCUUUAAGAGAAGAAGCCUCUGUAGGCUCUUCCUCCCCCCAGAACACAGAUCACAACUGUAGGCCAGACAGUUUCCAUGCUGUGGGCGAAGUGAGUAAGGACGGUAACCAAGAAGGGGGCAAGAUGGAGAACCACUUGUUUGCCCCAGAAAUUCAUUCCAACCCGGGAGACACAGGUUACUGUUCCACGCGUGAAACCAGCAUGUGA